UAUACGUACACGUCUGUGUGUAUAAUACAAUCUAGACAUACGUAACCAAUCUACACGUAGUAGGUGUCUAUCAACUGCCGAAGCAGAUAUUUAUAUUCUGCACUCGAAUCACAUCAGUCUAAGCUACUCACACACAUCAUUACAACAUGUCGUCUAUCUCUAACCCCCUAGUCGGUGGUUCCACUGGUGCCACACUAGAAGCACCUCCUGCGCCUAUGCACCAGACCCCACCCCCAGAGGCUGUCGCCCCGGUAGUGGCCGCCGCAGUCAAGGCUAAGGGUGAUUUGCCAUACCCUGGACCUUUCGAGAUCCUUCAUCAGGAAGUAAAAGGCAUUAUGGCACAAAACUAUCUCAUCGAUGGAGCUAAGGUGUCCGUAUCAAAGCCGAUCUCAGAGAACUUCCAGGUGUCGCAUUCCUUGAACAUGGGUGGACAAAACAACUACCACUUUGGCGUUAACUACUUCGGAACCCCUGCCCCCGGAAUUGAUAGCCCCAGCCCUGUCUUGAUUGGUGAUAUUGAUGGACAAGGUAACCUGAUGGCGCAGAUACAAUACAUGUUCAGCGAGAGAAUUAAAGGAAAAGCUGUAUACCAGACCCAAGGAGCAAAUGAUAUGACUAGUUUGGAGUUAGAGUACCGAGGAAAUGAUUUCUCAGCGGCUGUAAAGGCUAUCAACCCUGAUGUCGUUAGUGAGAACGGGACGUGGAUUGCCAACUACUGGCAAUCUGUCACACAGAGAAUCGCCGUCGGAGCCGAAGCCUUAUACCAGUACCACGAGGGUAUGGAAGACGGAGGCAUGUCACUCGGAAUCCGCUGGAAGGAUGACAAGUGCACUUCAUGUGUCAGUUUGGCGCCACAGGGAACGUUUGCCGUGUCGUACGGCCACCGAGUCAGUGACAAGGUCACCCUGGGUGUAGAGUUAGAGGGAAGUAUGGCGAGUAAAGAUAGCGUGGUUAACGUAGGUUACGAAUACAACCUACGCCAGAGCGCCGUGCGUGGACAGAUCGAUUCCCACGGUGUCGUAUCGGGUGUACUGGAGAACAAACUGGCCCCCGCCCUAUCUUUCUUGCUCACUGGACAGUUGGACCAUGCCUCAGGCAAGAGCAUGUUCGGCUUGGGAUUCGUCCUGGGCGCCUAAACUGUUUAGGGAUGGUUGUAAAGUGUGAGUAGAUAGCAGUAGCAACUGCCUAUCUUGCUUGUAUUUAAUUAAUUAGCUGAUACCCGUAUCCGAUAUGAUGUCGCGUUGUAGGGCUGUGGAUUGUAGUACUCUGGGCUGAUGUGAUCAAAACAAACGAUCGAUCGGUUUCACAGGAGAAACGGAAUGCGUUGUUUUUGGUACACACGGCAUUUGUACUCUCAAACACAUGCCAAUGCACGUCUCCGGAAGACGGGUGGAUCUGUACAGGGACUUUUAUAUAGGGAAAUUAAAUAAUUAAGAAGUGUCUGGUACACAUGACUUUGGG
Sphaeroforma arctica JP610 is the source of this 1461-nucleotide messenger RNA. RefSeq lists its product as hypothetical. Gene Ontology annotation, cellular component: mitochondrial outer membrane; mitochondrial outer membrane translocase complex. The transcript has 7 exons. Bases 147 to 1136 code for a protein of 329 amino acids. NCBI's taxonomy places the organism in Eukaryota, Ichthyosporea, Ichthyophonida. Gene Ontology annotation, molecular function: transmembrane protein transporter activity. The record is from RefSeq and is a predicted model, not a curated record. Gene Ontology annotation, biological process: protein import into mitochondrial matrix.